AUGGCGCGAACAGUCACCGUGCCGCCAAUCCAGACGGCUCGUCUAGACAUGGUACCCGGCUCCCCGGUGAACAAAAACCUCUGGGCCAUUUCGGAGGAUGCAGUCGACGACAUGACCGAGACCCCUGAUACACCCAGCAGUCCCAUGACAAACUAUCCCAUAUAUCCCGGCCUGCAGACCUUCUCUGGCAAGGUGCCAGGCACGCCACCACCUACAGCCCUGAAUUCGCCGCGGAAAUUAUCCAACAGUUCUGCGACCACUGUUUCGACAAUCUUCUCGCGCGAAUCGGUACGCUCAGAGCUCCAGCGCUCUUCUUCCUGGGGCAGCAGGACUAGCAUCGAAUCUCUCGAGUCGAGUGGGCAAUGGAAGGUCACGAGCGGAGGGUACCGGGUGCCGCAGCCAUUGAGGAGGAGGAGGACCAAUCCCUUACCGAACGAGCUGUUCGAGGCACUGCCGGGCGAGGUGUUGCAACUGAUAUUAGAUAAUCUCAAAGAUGCACACCUGGGUGGGAGCAAGACAAAUGGAGAAGUCAGCUGUGCGACUUGCUGGCAGCGAGAUCUGUGCUCCGUCGCGCUUUCCUCCAAGCGAUGGUGCAUCUACGCACGGGCUGCUCUUUACGGUGACAUUCAGCUUGUCGGCUCGGACUCGGCCUCCCACAAGAAGCGCUUCAAGAACAUACAGGGCGCAAGGCUUCUUCUGCUACGUAGGACACUGCGCUCAGAGCCUGACCUGGCGGCUCACGUACGCUCACUCAAAGUACCCAGGCUCGACACCACAGCCAAAGGCACCACCAGUAAGACCUUGGAGCAGUACGACGAUCUUACCGCGACUCUAGUCAUGGCGUGCCCCAACCUCGAGCGCCUGCAUGGCCACAGGACACCCUACGACCACUCGCACAAAAAGAUCUUCCACGCCCUGUCUACGCGCGCCAAGCUCAAGCAGAUGGACUGGGUCAUUGAGCCUUCUGCUCUGCAGAAGCAGAAAGGCUCACAGACCCGCCUCGCCAACGGCCUCGUCAUGCCGGGCGAGCUCUCCCCCGUUCAGGAGGGGGCUUUCCUCGAUCACCAUCGCCGCUGGUCGGAGCUCACCAGCCUCUCGAUACAUUGUCUGCCUGGCGCCACCAUCACGCCAGACUCACUCCUCACCAGAGCCCUGAGCAUGCUGCCCAACCUGCAGCAACUCCAUCUCUGCAACCUCCCACCCAACGCCUUCAACGACGCUACUCUCCUCGCCUUGCCGCCACUGCGCACCCUGAGCCUCACGCACAUCACCGGCAUCUCCUCCAGCGGCCUCUCCUCCUUCGCCACGCGGCCCAUGAGCCAAUCGCUCCAGGCUCUCCACCUCCGUCACACGCCACUCACCUCCCUCGCGACCCUCACACGCAUCCUCUCCAACCUCUCCCGCCUCACCUCCUUCUCCUUGGCGCAGGCCUUCCCGCCCCUCAUGCCCGAGGUCGACUCAUUCACCCUCUGCCUCAUGCCGUACCUCGCCUCCGCCAGCCUCAAUAAAAUCCACUGGGACAUCACCUCGCACCGCGACUGCGCCAACGCCGCAGACGACAUCCUCGCACGCUCCAUCGCCGCGGGCGGCUUCCCCGCCCUGCGCUCCCUGCGCGCGCCCAACGAUCCCGACGCCGUCUUCCAGCAGCUCUGCCGGCCGGUGGAACGCGUUGAUCUGCCGAGCGAUCGCUUCUGCGCCAGCGAUAUGACAACCGACAGACCACCGCUCCCCAAGUCGCCCUCGUUCGAGUCAUCGCCCAUAUCCCCGCUUCAGUAUCUAUCCUUCUCCCCUCGAACUCCGUCCUCACCGACGACGAGCGGACUCGAGCCUAUCCCCCUCAGCUGCACAAACCUGAGGCUCGCGCGACUCGCAGCUCAGACUCGUCUCGAAAAGGCACGCGCGCAUCCCAAGUUUGGCGUUGUCGUCACGGACGAGGAGGGCGCGACGGUCGACACCUUCCAGCUGGGCGCCUACAUGGGCACAGUGGGCAGCCCCAUCAUCUACAACCUCCUCCCUGAUGCCGGGUCGAGUGACGAAAAGGGUGGCGCGGUCGACAUGCGCGACCUGAUGGGCGACGCGGGUGAGGUCCUCUCCGGCGGCAGGGAAGGCUGCACAGGCGCCUGGAACAGGAGAGAGGGCGUGGUGGCGGACAAGAAGGAGAAGGAGAGGUGGUGGCACACGGAGCGUGGCCGAUGGACCAGGAUCGAGCUACAGUAA
Messenger RNA from Emericellopsis cladophorae, 2217 nucleotides. RefSeq lists its product as uncharacterized. The transcript is spliced from 2 exons. Lineage: Eukaryota; Fungi; Ascomycota; Sordariomycetes; Hypocreales; Bionectriaceae. The coding region runs from base 1 to 2217 and encodes 738 amino acids. The record is from RefSeq and is a predicted model, not a curated record.